UCCGACGCGCCCUUUCGCACGGCCAAACCCUGAGCAGCAAGAGUGCCACAAACUGCUGCUGGAGGAGGGAAGUGAAAGGCUGCAACCCCUCUGCGGAAUCCGCGAGUUUCUUCCAAAGCAGGAUGCUGCUGCAGCUGCUGCCGGACCCUACUGCGAAAAUGAGGGGCUCCCUCCUCCUUGCUCCCCACCUUCUCUUCCUUCUGACCGUGUUCUGGGCUGGUUCUGCAGCUGCCGGGCCCAGUUUUCUGGUGACUGCUCCUAAUGUCAUCAGGCCAGGAAUCAACAUGACCAUUGGGGUGGAACUGCUGGAGAAUAGCCCUUUACAAGUCUUGGUGAAGGCUGAAGUGCUCAAGAGUCAGCGAAACAUCACUGUCCUGGAAGCAGAAGGAAUCUUUGAAAAAGGUUCAUUUGGGACUCUUGUUCUUCCAGCACUACCCUUGAAUAGUGCAAAUGAAUUGUAUGAAUUACAUAUUACUGGACAUGCACAGGGUCAGACUUUGUUCUCUGAUAAAACCCAUGUGACCUUUGAGACCAAGAGAUUAACUGUCUUCAUUCAAACAGACAAGUUCCUUUACAAACCAAACCAAGAGGUGAAAUUUCGUAUUGUUACUCUCUACUCUGACCUCAAGCCAUAUAAAACUGCUGCAGACAUCCUAAUUAAGGACCCCAAAUCAAAUUUGAUCCAACAGUGGUCAGAUGAACAAGGUGAUCUUGGAGUUAUUUCCAAAACAUUUCAAUUAUCUUCAAAUCCAAUACUUGGUGAUUGGUCUAUUCAAGCACAAGUGAACGGUCAGACCUAUUACCAGUCAUUUCAAGUUUUAGAAUAUGUGUUACCCAAAUUUGAAGUUACUCUCCAGACGCCUUUAUAUUAUUCUUUGAAUUAUAAAAGUUUAAAUGGCACGGUCACUGCAAAGUAUACAUAUGGAAAGCCAGUUAAAGGUGAUGUCACACUCAUAUUUGUACCUCUCUCCAUCUGGGGAAUAAAGAAAACUAUUACCAAACAUUUUGAGAUAAAUGGAUCUGCAAAUUUCACAUUUAGUGAUGUUGAGAUGAAAAGUGUCAUGAAUCAUGCAGAGGAAUUACAUUAUCCCAAUGAUAGAUCUUCUCCUGGGCCAGUAGAAAUUAUUGCUGUAGUGACAGAAUCACUCACAGGAAUCUCCCGAAAUGCAAGUUCCAAUGUAUUUUUUAAGGCAAAUGACUACAACAUUGAAUUUUUUGAUUAUGCCACUGUCUUGAAGCCUACUCUCAACUUCACAGUUACUGUGAAGAUAACCCGCUCUGACAAUAUUCGGCUGACUCCAGAAGAAAUAAAAAAUAAAGUAACCCUCACCAUAACACAGACAAAUUACACCAAUUAUUGGGACAAAUGGAACAAUGAAGAUCAGGAAAGGGAAACUGUCCAGGUCCUAAAUUACACAGUUCCAGAAAAUGGAACCUUUCAUCUUGAAUUCCCAAUCCUGGUUAAUACCAGUCAACUGCAAGUGAAGGCUUCUUUUCUCGAUAGUGUGAAUAUCUUAUCAGUUCAUGGCAUGUUUAGGUCUCCUAGCAUGACAUAUAUCCAGCUAAAAACAGGAAGUGAAAAUGUAAAGGCUGGCUCACCUUUUGAACUGAUUGUCAGUAGCAACAAGCCAAUGAAGGAACUAAGUUAUAUGGUUAUAUCCCAAAGUCAGUUGGUUGCAGUAGGCAAAAAGAACUCCUCAACUUUUUCUUUAACACCAGAAAAUUCCUGGGCUCCAAAAGCCUGUAUAAUUGUAUACUAUGUUGGAGAUGAUGGGGAAAUUAUAAAUGAUGUCCUGAAAGUUUCUGUCCAACUUGUCUUUAAGAAUAAGAUUACAUUAUCUUGGAAUAAAGUUAGUGCUGAACCAUCUGAGAAUGUUGCUCUUAAAGUUUCUGUGACUCAACCUGGAUCCCUAAUAGGCCUUGUAGCUGUUGACAAAAGUGUAAAGCUGAUGAAUGGUUCAAAUGAGAUCACAGAAGAAAGUGUGAUCCAUGAUCUGGAAUUAUACAACACAGGCUAUUAUUUAGGCAUGUUCACAAAUUCUCAUGCAGUCUUUCAGGAAUGUGGCCUGUGGGUAUCAACGGAUGCAAAUCUCGUGCAUGAUUAUAUGUAUGAUGAUUUUAAAGGAGAGUUUUUUGAUAUGGAUGUUGCAGAGGACGUAGUUAUGUUCAAAAAUGACAGAAACGACAUGGAUCAAGGUUUCGGCGAUGCAUAUCCAGGGGGCAUUGGUCCAUCUAUCAGAAAACAUUUUCCAGAGACUUGGCUUUGGAUAGACACCAAUAUGGGUUCUCAGACCAACAGAGAAUUUAAAGUUACUGUGCCGGAUUCCAUCACUUCCUGGGUAGCUACUGCCUUUGUCAUCUCUGAGGACUUAGGACUUGGAAUGACAAGUGCUCCAGUGGAGCUUAAAGCCUUUCAACCAUUUUUCAUUUUUUUGAAUCUUCCUUACUCGAUCAUCAGAGGGGAACAGUUUGUUUUGGAAGUAACCAUAUUCAAUUAUUUGAAAGACACCAGUGAGGUUACUGUAACCAUUGAAACAAGUGACAAGUUUGAUAUUCUUAUGGUUUCCAAUGAAGUAAAUGCCACAGGACAUCAACAGUCUAUACUAGUGCCAAGUGAGGAUGGACGAACUGUGCUUUUCCCAAUCAAACCAAAGCAUCUAGGAGAGAUCCCAAUCACUGUGACAGCAAUUUCACCUAGUGCUUCUGAUGCCAUCACCCAGAAUAUUUUAGUAAAGGCUGAAGGAAUAGAAAAAUCAUAUUCACAGUCUCUACUCUUGGACCUGACUGGCAACAGAUUAUCAACUACAGACCAAACUUUGAACUUCACCUUUCCUCCUGACAGGGUGAUUGGAAGUGAAAAAAUUUAUAUCACUGCUGUUGGAGAUAUUCUCGGGCCUUCUAUCAAUGGUUUAGAGUCCUUGAUUCGAAUGCCUUAUGGCUGUGGUGAACAGAAUAUGAUCAACUUUGCUCCAAAUAUCUAUGUUUUGAAUUAUCUGACUAACACAGGACAACUGACAGAUAGUGUGAAAGACAAAGCCAUCUCGUUUAUGAGGCAAGGCUACCAAAGAGAACUUCUGUACCAAAGGGAUGAUGGCUCUUUCAGUGCUUUUGGAAAUGAUGACCCUUCUGGGAGCACAUGGUUAUCAGCUUUUGUCCUAAGAUGUUUUCUUCAAGCUUCUCCUUACAUAGAUAUUGAUCAGGAUGUGUUACACAGAACAUUUUCCUGGCUCAAGAAACAUAAAAAACCCAGUGGUGAAUUCUGGGAACCAGGAAGAGUGAUCCAUAGUGACCUCCAAGGUGGCAACAAUAGUCCAGUUACCCUCACAGCCUAUAUUCUGACAUCCCUUUUAGGUUAUCAAAAGUACCAGGCUUCCAUGGAUAUGAGAAUGUCUGUUAACUUUUUGGAGUCCCAGUUCAGGGAAGGUGUUUCAGAUAACUAUACUCUAGCUCUCAUAAGUUAUGCACUGUCAUCUGUGGAAAGUUCUGAAGGGAGACAAGCUUUGGAUCUGUUGAACCAGAGAGCUGAACAUGAAGGAGGCAUGCAGUUCUGGGUGUCAUCGGUAUCCAAACUUUCUCAAUCCUGGCAGCCAAGUUCCUUGGACAUAGAGGUCGCAGCCUAUGCAUUAUUGUCACAUUUCCUGCAAAAUAGGAUGGUGGAGGGGGUGCCUAUUAUGAAGUGGUUAAGCAAGCAGAGAAAUAGGCUUGGAGGUUAUUCCUCUACCCAGGAUACCAUUGUGGCCUUGCAUGCAUUAUCUACAUUUGCAGCGCUCACUACUACUGGACAGACAGACAUGAGAGUAGCAGUAACUGGACCUAGUGUGACAACACCAACAGAGUUUCCAAUUAACACUAAAAACCGCUUUCUUCUUCAAACAGCAGAGCUUGCGGUCCAACAGCCAACUUCAGUUACCGUUUCAGCAAAUGGUUUUGGAUUUGCUUUCUGUCAGCUCAAUGUUGUUUACAAUGUGAAAAAUUCAGGGUCUUCUAGAAGGCGCAGAUCCAUUGAAAGCCAAGAAGCCUUUGACUUAGAUGUUGCUGUAAAAGAUAAUAAAGAAGAUAUCAAUCACUUGACCGUGAAUGUGUGUACCAGGUUUCGGGGACCAUCCAAGAGUGGCAUGGCUCUGAUGGAAGUCAACUUAUUGAGUGGCUUUGCAAUGCCUCCAGAUGCAAUUCUAUUGAGUGAUACAAUUAAGAAAGUAGAGAAUGAUCAUGGCCAAGUCAACUUAUACUUAGAUUCUGUAAAUGAAACACAAUUUUGUGUAGAUAUUCCUGCUGUGAGAAACUUCAAAGUAUCAAAUACCCAAGAUGCCUCUGUAUCUAUAGUGGAUUAUUAUGAACCAAGGAGACAGGCAGUCAGAAGUUACAACUCCAAAGUGAUGCUGGAUGUGUCCCCCUGUGACCUGUGUGAUGGAGAAAAAGACUGCAACCUUUGCAAGAACAGCACCCCAAGAUUAUUUCAACACUCUGCUGUAGUUUCCUUUUGUUGCUUCUUGUUUCUCUUCUUGCAAAUUUGGCUGUGAUCUUUUAAAAUAGAGUUAUUUCCAUGGGUGAAAGUAGGCAAAUAUCAGUGUUAACUUCACUGAUAUUUUUCUCCCCUCCCACUCAAUUUUUGAGGAACCUUGAAUCUAAUUGAUUUUGAAAAUAAUCUCAGUGUGCCUUACUUAUCUGCCCCUACCUUUCCUUUCCCUCCCAAAAUAUCUUUGGGCUGUGUAUACUUCCUCCAGUGUAAGAAUAUUUUGUUAAGAGGGGUUCAUUUAUUCACCAUAUUUGAUAAAUGAAAUGUAGUUUCUUACUGAAAACAGCUGUACAUUAGUGUAAGGACUGGUAUGCGGGGUGCUGACUUUUCUCCAAAAGAAAAAUGAUUUUAUGAGCGGAUUCCCUUUGAAAACUGGGAAAGAAGGAAAAAGCAAGGAGGAACUUGUGUAGACCCCACACUUAUUCUUAUGGCUUCAACAUGCCUUUUCUGUCUUUUAUGAAUUUGAUUCUUUCCAGAGCCUGAGGUAGUGAAAUAAAAAUUAACUGGAUUGGUUCUCUUCCCCUUAACCCUCCUAAUUUCCCCCAGUUCUAAUCAUUUCCUCCUUUUUCUCCUUGUUCUCUCAGAUUCCAGUAUAAGUCAGGCAUGAGCAUCUGAGGCUAUUCCAGCACAAACCAGGUUGAGAAUAUACUGGAGGAAACUUGACUUGAAGGCCAUGAUUUGUUUUUUAGGGUUUGCUGGCAGCCCUGGAGGGGGGGAGGAGGAAAUAGGCCAGGAAUGGGUUCUAAGUUUCAUAUUGAAAUUAUAGGGAUCAUUUUAGCACUACACUGAUCAUUGUGUGCUUCUGGGUAGAAAUUUGGGGUUUAGUCUACAACUAGAAGACAGAUAACUGGUCCAAAGGAAGGCUAUACCUGCUGUUAUAAGAUUAAGCAAUUAACAUGGAACAGAAUGGCAGUGUAGAUAGAAUCAGGAAGAUUCAGGGUUCAAAUCCUGCCUCUGACACAUACCAACUGUGACCAUGGGCAAAACACAUACCUUCUCAGUGCCCCAGGUCCUUCUUUAAGAUAAUAAACUAUAGAUAAAUUACUGACCUGAAUCAUUGGAGGGAGUUCCCCACACCUAUGAAAUGACAGGUCUGGAGAAAAAAAUAUAUAACUAAAGUCCUUUAGAUUAAUUCAUAUAUAUAUAU
This is a messenger RNA of Dromiciops gliroides (monito del monte), 5663 nucleotides long. It is a transcript of the gene CD109, whose product is annotated as CD109 molecule. The record is from RefSeq and is a predicted model, not a curated record. NCBI's taxonomy places the organism in Eukaryota, Metazoa, Chordata, Mammalia, Microbiotheria, Microbiotheriidae. Bases 123 to 4520 code for a protein of 1465 amino acids. Gene Ontology annotation, cellular component: extracellular region. Gene Ontology annotation, molecular function: endopeptidase inhibitor activity. The transcript is spliced from 33 exons.